Sinocyclocheilus grahami is the source of this 1188-nucleotide messenger RNA. RefSeq names its product granzyme B-like. Gene Ontology annotation, molecular function: serine-type endopeptidase activity. The coding region runs from base 1 to 1188 and encodes 395 amino acids. The record is from RefSeq and is a predicted model, not a curated record. NCBI's taxonomy places the organism in Eukaryota, Metazoa, Chordata, Actinopteri, Cypriniformes, Cyprinidae. Gene Ontology annotation, biological process: proteolysis. The transcript has 8 exons.
AUGUUCAGUUGGAAGUACGAUCACUACUGGGUAGCUAAACCAGCCCAUUUUGCAUUAAAUACCACCAUCAACACUGAGGAGAUCUUCAGCACUCCAGAGAAACCUUCCAAGAACAGCAUCAUGAUCAUCUCCGUGCUUUUGCUAGUCACCCUGCUACCAUAUCUGACUGCUCCAGCAUCUGUGCAAGUGGGUAUAGUAAACGGCACAGAAGCCAAACCUCAUUCAAGACCCUACAUGGUUUCAGUUCAAAGUGACAACAAACACAAAUGCGGUGGCUUCCUUGUAUCUGAAGAGUUUGUCAUAACGGCUGCGCACUGUUUUAAAGAAGGAGAGAAGCUGACAGUUGUGGUUGGAGCUCAUGAUUACACUCAUGGUUCUUGCCACAUGGAUGUGAAGUUCUACCACAUUCACCCUGGGUAUGAGUCUAAAAGUCUGCUAAAUGACAUCAUGCUACUUCAGCUACAUGAAAAGGUCAAUAAGAGCAAGAACGUCAACUGGAUCUCCAUACCAAAGAAAAAUAAGGACAUCAAGACCAAGGUCAAAUGCAGUGUUGCAGGAUGGGGGAAAAAAAACACCAAAGGUGCAGCGAGUGCUAAGCUUAUGGAGGUGGACGUCACCAUCAUUGAUGCAAAAGAAUGUAAGAAGUACUGGGGGAAAAAUUACUCCACUUCACGUAUGUUGUGUGCAGGUGGUCGCGGAGGAUUUUGCCAGGGGGAUUCUGGAGGACCCUUGGUGUGCAAUAAUGUCGCAGUCGGUGUCGUUUCAUUCAACGAGCUAAACAACUGUAACUCACCUAAGCUACCGAAUGUCUACACCAAGAUUUCCAAAUUUCUAAGUUGGAUAAAAGCUAUUCUUGAAGCUGCACACUGUGCUAGGAAAGCAGUUUUGGAAAAAAAGGUGAAGACGGUGAAAAUCCCACAACUACAUUACAGCGUUAAAAGCAAUACCCAGUGCUUGGUUGCUGGAUGGGGUUCCACUAAACAGCGCGAAGUUGUCAAUGACCUUUUGGCCUUGAAUGUAUCAACUGUUGACAUCCACAACUGCAAGGAAGCAUGGAAGAAAUACAAAGAAAGCAUCACAAAACUUCCACCAAAUAUCAUCUGUGCUGGAGGAUAUAAACAGAAUGGAGGAGUGUGCUUGGUAAUAAACAUACAGGAGAGACCGGGGCAAGUUGUCACAAUUUCUUAA